Molecule: messenger RNA, 12418 nt
Organism: Odontomachus brunneus
Lineage: Eukaryota; Metazoa; Arthropoda; Insecta; Hymenoptera; Formicidae
Gene: Hers
Exons: 12
Coding region: 475-6027 (1850 amino acids)
Molecular function (GO): chromatin binding
Source: RefSeq, a predicted model, not a curated record
GAGGAAGAAAAUGGCCGACGAGGCUACGGUAAAAGGGCAGGGACGUCGUGCGAGGUGCGCGCUGCGCGACACGAGAUUGCCAGUUUCGCGAUAGACCGCGCGAAAAAAGGGCCGUGGAACAUCCGCGUAGGAAGGCCUCUCGUCGUCGUGGGCGCUCGCGAUCGCGCGUCCCUACGGGAAACCGCACCGGGACUCGGAGUCGAGGACUGGAGCCGCCGUCGCCGUCGUCGCCGUCGUCGUCGAUCGUCGCACGGUGGCCCGAUUCGCCGUUUAAAAAAGCGUUCUCGCGUAUCCGAGAGUGGCGGACGUGCGGACGGACGGAAGGGCUCGCCGAGAGAUAGAUCCAGCUAGCGAGCCGUAUCGCGUUAAUUAAAAUCUACAAUGGCAGUUAGGUAGUUGUGGAAAUUAACGUUAGACACUCGUGAACUUCAAGCGUAUUUUUAUCCUAUUGAAGAUGUAAAGAACACAACCAUAAUGAAGCCACAGAAGAAGGCUGUUGUUGCCAAAAAGGCAACGAAAAUGCCAACAGUCGCCAAGAAACGUCGCACACCUACAGAGAAGACUAUGCCCGAUGUGAGAAAGGAGAAGAAAUCGAAGAAAAAUGACAAACUGGAAGAUCCAAAGAGGAAGGUCGAGAAUGAGAAGAAGAAGUUGGAGAAGGCAGAGGAGAAAAAGAGACUCGACGACAAGAAGAAGAUAGAGGACAAGAAGAAGGAACGAUCCGAGAAGCAGGAUGAAAAGAAGAAACAGUUAAGGGAUUGUGAGAAAAAGUCCGACAAAAUUGACGAGAGGAAGGUAGACGACAAGGUGAUCAACGAAGAGACCGGUCAUGAGAGCGUGGACAAGAAAAAGUUGCAAAAGUGUGAGGAGAAAAUGAAAUUGGAAAAGCAAUCUGUCGAUAACAAGAAGAAAAUUGAGAAAACGGACGAUAAGAAGAAGAACGUGAAAUUGGACGAAGCGGAAGAUAACUCGAAAUCUCUAAACACGACGGAAGAUAAGGAUGCGCUUGAAGAUAAGAACGAUGCUCUCUCCCCUUCCUCCAAGAAAAGGAGCAAAGAUGAAAAGAAGAAGGAUGUUAAGCCGGUCAAAUCUGAUGUCAAGUCAAUAUCAAAGAAUUCUACGGCCAAGGACAAGAAAUCCGAUCGCAAAAAGGUCCCGGAGAAAGACUCGGCGAGCAAUAAAAUCAGCACCGCUAAAGCGAAGAAAGAUCCGAAAGCGAAGCAAGGCCAGAAGAAGAGUGGUAUUGCGAGAAAAACAGUUUUGACGAAGAAGCCUCACUUAUCGGUGGUCAAGAAGCUGGUGGAUAAGAAGAUCAAGCUGAUUAAGCCGAUGAAGGACGAGGAGGUGAGCGAGAACGAGGACACGACGACGAAGAAGACGAAGAAGAAGAGCGCCGGCAACAUCGCCAAGGGUAAAGUUCUGCAGGAGAAGAAAUCGAAGCUGACCAAGCAUAUGAAAGCUAAGUUACCUCCGAAACACUCCAAGAUCAGCACCGUUCUGAAGAAGGAGGACAAGCUGAAGAGCAUUACGGAGAAAAUCAUGGCCAGGAGAAAGAUGGAACUGAAGGAGUUCGAUCAAGUCUCGGCCGAGCACAAGAAGAUCGUCAGUAAGGACGAGACUUGCCAAGGACCGGAAAUGAGCAGCAUCAAGAGUGAGAUUGAGGAGGACAAGGAUCCGGACAAGAGUAAAGAGGAGGGCACUUGCGCGACCAAGUUGCAGGAUAAUAAGAAAGCUAUCAAAAGCGGCGGCAAAAUCAGCGGUAAGCCACCGAAGAAGAACGGCAAGACAACGAAGGUACAAACGGAGAGCAAUAAUCAAACAUCGGCCGCGUCCGAGGACGGACCCUCCGAGGAGUUCAACAAGCAGUCCAAGCUGCACGAGGACAGUGCCAAGUCCACCGUGAAUUCUAAGCUGGAGCAGAUCGGCACCGAGAAUACGAUGGAAUUGGAUCUAAAGAUCGAGGCGAUGAAUGGCGGCGAGAGCGCCAGCGGCGUCACAUCUCAAUCCGACUUCGAGGGCGAUUCUGACGACGAGUGCAAGAAGGGCAAGCAGCGGGGAGACGCGAAGAGCAAAGAGAGGGCUAACUCGCCGUCGGACGAGCGCGCGCGACGAAUGCGACUUUUUGGCUUCUGGAGCGGACCAAAACGACACAGGGUCGCGUCAUUGAAUGCCUUGGCUAAAGUUCACUGCCUCUACGAAAACGAAACCGGUGGGGUUUAUCUCGGCGGUUAUUGCAAACCGAAGCCCGAGAAGGAGAAGGACAAGGACAAGGAGAAGCCGAAGAAGAUGAAGGAGGAGAAGGAAGAGCAACAGCAGCCGCCGCCGCGUAAAGAGAAGGAGAAGAAGGUCGAAUGCAAAACGGAGGAGAACGUGCUGAAGAGGAAACUGAGGAACGUGCCGGGUCUCCGCGGCAAACACUGGGAUAUGAUGGAGAGUUCGUCAUCCUCGUCCUCCUCGGACGAGGACUGCGAGAAGGAGAAGAGCGUCGAGCCGAGCAAGAAGAAGAUGAUCAAGAGGCGGCGGCGGAACGAGGAGGUGAUGGACCUGAAGGACAUGGUUGUUUGCAAGAGGAUGGCCAGUCUUAAUGCCACUGCCAUUUUGGCUGCUUCCUACUCCGAUGAGAAAAAUCGUUGUGGUAGCAGCAGUGAUUCCUCCAGCGAAUCGGAAGUAGAGAUAAUUAAGAGACGUAGACAAAACGACUCCGACAUAGAUAAGAAGAAGCCCCGGCAAGGCUCCGAUCCGGAGGAGGUUAUUAAGCCAUCCAAGAAGGUUGUCAUCGUUAACCAAGACACGGACGUCACUAUCACCGGUGUUUACGUCAAUCAGACCCGAUCCACCCAUCACGAGGGCUUCUGCAGUAUCGCCGGUAUGCAGUACAGGAUCAGUUCCACCAGCCACACUCAAACUGCAGCUACCGCGGUGGCCACGGAGCUUCACGACCAGCAAAAGCCAGAACAGCCUUGCAAGUCUUACACACCGCUGGGUGCGUUGUCUUCUAUGCAGCCGCCGGGUAGCCAAGGCAAUCAUCCCGACAUGUCACCUCGCAGGCACUCGGCGUUCUCGGCCCCUCAUCAGCAUGGGUAUUAUCAGCCGGCUGGUCCACUGAUACAGCACCCGCCUACCUUACCACCCGUUAAAGGUCCACCUCCGGAACCGACGCCCACGCCUCCGCAAAAUUCCGAGGGUUCCGAUGACUUGGUGGCGACCUCCACGACCUCCGGAGGCACGAGCAGUACAGGUGGAGGCUUUUAUAGGGCAUAUUGCCCGCAGUACUACGGCACGCCGCCGCAGUAUCCGGAUCUGUGUUAUCCGCCGACGUAUUCACAUCCUCACCCUCAUCCGCCGCAUUACUACAAAUACGCGCCCUACAGAAGGCAAUACUAUGGCUAUCAAGAGUCCGGUGGGGGAGGCGGACCGCCUGGCAGCGGGGCCGCCGGGGGUGGCCCUGGAGUCGUUGAUUACCAGCCGCCACCGCCGCCCGGCGAAUAUCCGUUGCCACACUAUUACACACACGGGGCAUAUCCCCCGCCCCCUCCGCCGCCGCCACCUCCACCGAAUCCGGCAUAUCUGCAUUCUCAGGGAAGACCUUUCGUAGACCCCUUUCAGGGAUGUCCAUGCCCGAUGCAAUCGUGUCCAAAAAACGUGGAUACUGGGGCCCUUAUUGGUAAUGGUAAGGGAGCGCCAGUGAUAUCGGGGACCGGUCCGUCAUUGCCACCCAGUGCUUUGGUAGGUCCGCCCUCGCCGGCGAGGGGGUUAGCCGGGCUUGCACCCCCUCACGGUGCCAACGCAUGGGAUACGGAACGCGUCCAACUCAACGCAUCGCACCGCAACCUCAAUCAGAACCAGCCGACUUCGGUCCCGCCGUCGCACAACCUGGUCAGUGGGCCUCACAGUCGCCCUCAGGGUCAAGACUGUAGAAGUAGUAGUAAGGACGAGAAAAAUUGUACAGAAGACAAGAUGAGAAAGUGCGCUUGUCAGAAACACGCGUGCACGUCUACUUGCGAGGUCAAGGUGGAAACGCUAUCGCCUACUGAGAAACUGUCGGUGGCGGCGAGCUGUCCCGGUAGUAAAUUUCACAAUUUCAAGAUGGAGAACAACAACGUGAAAUGCGAAUCAUGCAGUAUGGAGCUCGGCGACGGGCUGCCGUGCGUCGCCAACUGCAACGUCAAGUGCGAGUCGGAUUACAAGUGCGACAUCAUGAAGUGCGAGCAGUGCAUGAAGGAGGGCGGGAUCGUCCUGGAGCUCGACAAGAACCCCGGCAUCGUGCUGGACGACAAGCUCGACGGCGACCCCAACGUCAAGGAGGAGCUGGACGUAGUGGUAAUCGAGAAUGAGAAUUGGAAAAAGCCCGAUUACGAGCCGACCGUGCGGGAGACAGUCGACGACAAGCGGGAAGAAGAAGAUCAAGAGGAAGGUGAGGAAGGAGAAGAAGCGGUGGCGGAGACGCCGCCGGUGGCUGAAGCCGAGGAGCAACCGAGAUGCCAGAAGGUGACGAAGAGGAAGCUCUCACUGGACAGCCUGUCGGACAGCAGGAAGAAGAGAAAGACGAGCAAGCGAGCUCUGUCGGUAGGCUCGUCCCAGGACAACAACAACGUGGAAAACGAGCUGCCGUCGGCGAAGAUCAUCGCGCCGAUCGAGCCGUUGCCGAACAAGACGGACGCCGUCAGGACGGUGGAGACGAGCGCUCCGAAGAAGAAGCAAGUCAAGAAAGAGGCCCAGAAACCGGACAAGACCAAGCGUAAGGCGGAGGGCCCGAACGCGUCCGAGAGCGCGUCGAAGAAGGCGAGACCCAGCAAGCAGAGUAUAAACAAUUGCACGGUGAACUGCGUGAAACAGGCCGCCAGCGACACUUCGAUCAUGGAGACCAUCGACAAUGUGAUCCAACAGAGCCUGCAGAUGACGCAGAGGAGGGAGCGCAAGAAUAAGAACUGCGAGCGCGCGGACAAGAAGAAGAAGCAGUUCGACGCCGAGGCGCCGCCGUUGGCGCUGAAGAAGAACGCGAAGAAGAGCGCCGAGCCGCCGAAGGAGCCCGCGGUGACGGUCGAGAAACAGCCGGCGAAGUUGACCGCGAGGAACGGCCAGGCCAAGGGCAAAGCGGACGCGAGAUCCAAGUCCAAGGUCUUGUCAGCGCAGGAGAUCGCGAAGAACAAAGGCAAGGGCAAAGUCAGCAAGAUCGUCGAGGCCAAAGUCCAAGAGACCAAGUCGAGGACGCAGGACGCCAAGUCAAGGGACGCCUCGAAGAAACGCUGCGACGCCACUUUACCCAAGGCCAAGGCGAGCGUCCCCGACGUCGUGCCCGAUGAUCCGAAGAAGUUGGCCGCGAACAACAAAAAGAAGCGGAAGAACGCGAAGAAGCCGAGCGUAAAGAAGCAAACGUCCGGCGGCAAGGUGGAGGAUCCCUCGACCGGGAACGAGAGCGUGGUGGUAACGAAAAGGAUCUUCCUGAAGCCGCGGUGGAGCAACGGUUGGAGCUGGGAGGGCGAGCCUUUCGAGAGCAGGGUAUAUCUAACGAACGAGGAAUACGCGACACGGCGCUGUUACGCGAGCAUGAGGCACGAGAGCGGGGACGUGCUGAGGCCCCUAGACUGCGUGUUGCUGAAAAGCGGCCCACGCAGGGCCGAUUUACCGUUUGUAGCGAAAAUCGCCACCCUCUGGGAGAAUCCGGACGAUGGCGAAAUGAUGUUUUCGCUGCUGUGGUAUUACCGGCCCGAGCACACGGAACAGGGUCGAACGGAGUACGACACCGAGGACGAGGUGUUUGCUUCGCGUCAUCGAGAUGCAAACAGUGUCGCUUGCAUAGAAGACAAAUGUUAUGUCCUAACAUUUAACGAGUACUGUCGGUACCGUAAAAAUUUACGGAGGAUCGAAGAAGGUUUAGAAAAUCCUGGCUUGAUAGUUCCGCCAGGGGACCAAGUGUAUCCGAGGGAGGGUCGGCAGCCUCCUAUAACGGCAUCGUCGGACGUGGUGCUGUUCUGCCGACGUGUCUACGACUACCGCGGGAAGAAGCUCAUGAAGAACCCCGGAUGACUCGACUUCCUGUAAGAUGCCUCGAAUAGGAACCAACGGGAUGCGCUACGUUCCGAGAACAUAUUAAUUACGAAAACUGGCCGCAGGUCUCCCUUCAGGCGUUUAAUCGCGUCGCUGUUGAUCGAUUUGUCUUGAUUUCGAAAGGGGCAACGAGACCCGAUCGUGAUCCCGAGGUGAUCAGCGGCUUCCGCUCUUUUCCGCUUCUCUCCGCGAUCGGGCGGAUCUUAUCGAUAUCCGCGAGGAGUGACAAGCGGUACCUUCGAUCGCGCUUACAAAACGACUCGACGAGAGGGUGGAGAAGGUGGACGCGUGGAGUUGGCACGCCUCGAUCGGCGAUCGGAUCUCCUUCUCACCUUACUAAACGCGUAGAUAGAUUCUUAGAAUGUUGCGAGAAUGCGCGGGGGAAAAGGGAAAAGAAAAAAAAGAAGAAGAAGAAACAAACGCGAGGAAAGAGAGCCAGGAAAAGAGAGAAAAAUGGCACGUCGUAUACACAAUAUAUAUCGUAUACACAUAUAUAUAUUUAUAUUCGUAUAAGGCUAAAUAUCCCUCUAUCGCCGCUUAUAUUAAUCCGUCUUUUUAUCCUGCUCGUCUGCGAUACCACAGAAAUCAUGAUGAAUCGUUCAUUAAUUCUGGUGAUAAGACCCGUCGUUGCAGCGUCGCGGACUCGCGACUACGCGGAGAGAGCCGAAUGAGAAGACACGCGUCACGUAGAUCACGCACUAGUCCUGACGCGCGAUAUUCCUUUUUCCUCUUUUGCCUCUCUCCCCCUAUUCCUAUCUCUUCUGCCCUCCCAAGAAGGGCUCGCAUUGUCACACGCGCCGCACAUGUUCCUCUCCCGUGGCCGGCCGGACUCUCUCACUUGGACUCUCUUUCUCUCUCCCGCUCCGCGGGAUUCAAUCGAGAUCUCUCGCGCUCUCUCCAGUCGGUGACGCGAGUCCGCGACGCAUCGUGAUGCAACGCGUCGCGUCGAUAACGUGUAAGCUGUUUCUAGGGGGCGAGUUAGUGGGAUUUGACAAUUUUAUAGAGAGAAUCAUAUUUUUUGUGAGAUAGCAUUUACAACAAUACACUUAAAUGAAUAUUUUUCACAUAGGAGGUACAAAUGCGCGGCAGAGACGCGCGAGCGUGUCACGGCGCCUUCGGCUUGAAGGGAACCUACGAUCAGUUGUCGACAGAUAGGAAUCAAAAAGCAGCGGCAGAUCGAACUCGACCAUUUAGCGUGAAUAGCGACAUAAGUGUUGUACUAAGUCCGAUCGGGCCCCGUGUGCCGCCCGAUGCGAGGGGCGACCAGACAUCAACGCGUGUGCGACAUCAUUGUUAGACACUCCCAUUGAAUCCCGUGGAAAAUAUAUCCCGUGUUUUGCACCCAUCCGCCGAGGGAGACGUAUCCUCCUCUGAAACCGCGCGUAUGCGUCACCUUUAUGAGCGUUCAAUCAUCGCGGCGAUGAAAAAUGCAUUUUUACGGUUGGUGCCGGAGCGGGCACGCGAAAUGCACGGAGAUUAGAAGUGGCUCGAUUCCACCACUGAGGUUGCGACUGAGGUUUGCACUCAGCGAGACGUCAAUAUUUUGGUACUGUACUAUAUUUUUUGACGAUUUUUACUCCAAUGAAAUUUUGACAGUGCAUAAUUUUUAUUUUGUGAAUUUAGUGUCGGCUUGCCCCUUUGGUGGAUCUUUGACGGAUAAUCGUCAGCGUUGUCUGUUUUGACGAUCAGGUUUAUUAUGUUGCAUUGAAAAACUAUAUCAUGUUCUACCGUGAAGUAUUCACAAUCUGACAUGUGUCAAACACAUGCACAAUUAGAUAUUUUCGCACAACAAUUAUCCAAUAGUUUCUAGCUAUAUACAAACGAUCGAGGUCCUCAAAGCAUUGUGAAGGAGAAGAAUCGCGCCAUUUCUAAUUAAGACGCCACGUAAGGAGAUCUGUUUGUAAGUUUUUGAAUACGCAAUGAUAAGAGGUCCGAAAGAGAUUCAGAAGACACAGAACAUCGUCGGGAACGUUUGUGUUUUUGGACCCGUUACGCACCGCGAGUCCCUUCUAAAUAUAGAUUCGAUUUAUUUUUUCUCCUUUUUUUCUUUUUGUACGAUUAUUCCUUUAUUUGGGUCACGAUCUCUGAACUAUAUCAAGAACGAAAAGCGUAAUUGUAUAUUUUCUUUAUAAACUUUUUUGGUAUAUGUAUAUCAUUUCGAGUCAAACCGAGUCACACCGAGCAUUAUUGCUGUGUAUCGAGAACGCGUGACACGAGAAGCUUAACCCUUGACUUCUCGGAGAUCUCGAUCUUAACCGAGUUCGCUCGCGAAUUGAGCGCGUUGCUGGAACGCAACGGAAAUUAAGUCACUCGGAGAGAAUGCGACGGAAAGGACGAAUGUAGAGUGAAUGGCGGUGAUGAGGUUCACGCUCGCCGUUUGAGAGAAAAGUCGAAAGUUACAUAACACGCGAAAAGCGAUCCACGUUAGCGUAUAAGAUGUGUUAAGGCUACGUUCGCGUUUGAGGGUUAAUUUUCUCAUGCGAAUUACAUCAUUGUGAAAGUUUACGAAAAUUCACGAGGUCGUCGAUGAUGAAGGACUUCGGAAUGCAGUUAUUCUGUGGAAAUUUCGAGUAAACGUUAAUAUUUGUUGAGUGACGGGUGUGUGUUUUGUUAGAAACCAUAUUAUUUAAAAUUAAUAUAUUGAUGAUAUAGGAUUAUUAUUUAAUAUCUAAUAUAUUGGACGUAUAGAUGUUAUACAUAAGUUAUUUUCCGCGAGUGAGAGAGAGAGAGAGAGAGAGAGAGAGAGAGAGAGAGCGAAAGCAAGAGCAAGAGAGAAUGAGAGAGAUUGAGAGAGAGAAAGAAAGCGAGAGGACUAGAGAGAAAGAUUAAUGCGCGCGGUGUGGUGCCUGCAUGUGUAUGUGUACGUGCGAGAGAAUGGAAGAGAAAGAGAGAUAGAGAACAAGUGAAGAGAGGAAAACAAUAAGCAACUAAUCAGGAAAUAGGCGAGUAAACUGGAAAUCUUGUAGUGAAGGAGGAGAGUGUGAGAAAAAGAAAAUAGGAAAUGUAGCGAGAGACCGUAUUUGUGAGAAAGAGACAACUCGUGAUAAUACCAAAAGGUUCUUCAAUUUACAAAAGAAAAAAGGAAGAAAAUCUUUCCGUUGCGAUACGACGGUGCGUUGCUCGUGACGCGCAUCCGGUAACGCACACUCGACGUCGGUGCGCUCCGAUAUAAUCGACGAGGUAUCGAGACUCCUAGUGUUUACGUAAAACGCCGUACACUCACGCGUGGGUGGAUUUCGCAGAACGGACGCAGUUCCAACCGAACGCCCGAGUCCUCACGCAACAACAAACGCACUUCCGCUUUCCUCCGUGUUCAUCAAUCGGGAGAUCGAGAGAGACGAUAGGUAUAUAGCACCCCCCGUCAUUAAACACGUCUGUUAUAACACGUAAAUUCCAAAGAAAACGCCGAGCUCGCGAGGGGUGCGCAAAUCGCGGCGCUCGUCGGUAAUCCACCGGGUUCUUGCGUAAUCUUUUUAUAGAUAGUUUUAUAUUGCUUUUUAACGAGUAACGGAAACGCGUGAGAGAGCGAGAGAAAGAAAGAGAGAGAGAGAGAGAGAGAGAAUGAGAAAGAGAGAGAGAGAGUGAGUGUGAAACCGCGCAAAACAUAGAUUUUUUUCUAUAAGGAAAGAGUGAGAAAGAGAAGAAGUGGAAGAUAAAAAUAGCGAAAAAUGAAACAGGACGAACACUCGCCAGAGAGAUGUGCGAAAAAGAGAAAGAGAAAAUAGAAGUAGUUACACACGUGCGUCACUUGACACCUUGCUGUCGCAAAAUCGCGAAAAUCGAAACGAAAUAGACGGACCGCGCGCAUGUAAAUAGCCGCGUAUAUUCGCGCGUACGUGUGGUAGUACUAUAGAAAAUGGGGGGAAAUACAAAAAGAAACGAGAAAAGCGCGGCGCGAGCCGCACGCGCACGUAUGCGGGUGUAAUUUUCACGAAUCUACCUACCUACCUACCUACCUACCUACCUACCUACCUACCUACCUACUUGCCUACCUACCAACCUACCUACCUACCUACCUACCUACUUACUUACCUACCUACCCUAUUUACCCACCUACCUAAUUACCAACCUAUCUUCCUACCUUCCACCUAACCCAUCUAUCUUCCUAUAUCUAUCUAUCCACCUAUCUUCCACCUAACCCAUCUAUCUAUCUACUUAUCUACCUUUACGACAUGGUUAACAUGGGAACAUUGCGCACGAAUGCAUAUCCUCUGUUCAUUUGACGUAGUCGACAAAGUUUUUCCAUCAGUUGCGAGAGAGCGAUGCGAAGCUCUCUCUCUUUUCGGUCGUUCGUAAGGACUGCUCUCGUGUUCAUGCGGGACGUGCGAAGCCCGCAGCUCCCUCCCUUCGUCUCCUGCCCUCCCGCCACCCUCCUUGCAUCCGCUUUAAUCAAAAUGCAACAAGUGUCGGCCGCGCGCGCGCGCUUGUCGAGAUCGGGUGUCGUAGGUCGCGUCGCGUCGAAUAGCUCGCGAAAUAUCGUGCCGAGCGCGACUGUUGACUCUCUGGCCUCGGAUUUUUUUCGUUGCUCGGGGUAGAUGCGAUCAAACUGCAAGUGCCGACCUCCGCGCGACGACGGACAGAUAUGACAGAUGUAUUACAUAUGUAUAUUUAUCGAAUCAGACGUCGAUCGGACGUUAUCGCGAACAAGGAUGUUAAGAGAGCGAAGGAACGUUUUCGCGUCGGAUCGGCGAAGGAAAUCGGGACUCGAGACCGCGCGGCACAUCCUCGAUAGCGAAUGAGCACCGUUUCGGCGAAAAAUCGAGACGAGAGCGAGGAAAAGAGACGAGGAAAACGUUCCGUCGCCGUUUCCAUCGCGACCACUACUCGCCCGAUCUCGAGAACGCGACCGCUGCCUGCGAGCGAAACGAGCCAGUGAACUUUCAAUACGCGCGGCGUUACGCGGUUCGCCGUGCGGAUAGUGGAUUUCUCUUCUGGUUUAUUCGUCGGAGAAAAACGGAAGAGCCGCGAAAGAGUGAGAGAGAAAGACAGAGAGAGAGAGAGAAAGAGAAUGAAAGAGAGAAAAAGAGUGAAAGAAAGAGAGAGAGAAAGAGACGCGCGAAAAAUUUUGUAAUCGUAGGCGAGUGCCUCGUUCUCUGCGAGACUUGUACGUCCUGCCACGGUGUGUGUUUCUCUCAUUUGUACAGACGUAUUUUUGAAAACGUAUCGCGCGGUGUAUACCGGGUUGAGGAUCAAAUUAUCCGGAAACGCGACCGGAUAUACGGAUCGUAUCCGAUCCAAUUGUCCAAAGAUACGAGUUUUCGGAUCAUCGGUAAUAACGUUUAUUUGUAUUAGUUGGUCGAGUUUUGUAAACAGGGACGACGGCUCUUGACGCGCGCAUCCCGAGCAAAUUCCGUUCCCCUUGCGAGGGGGAGAGUUCCAUCUGUUUUUCCUUUCUUUUAUUUUUUUCCUUUGCAUCGCGAUAUAUCACUUUAUAUCUUGUUACUAUAAAGGUAUGCACGUAUUCGUUUAUCUCAUCUGUAUCGCUGCUAACGCGUAGAUUCCUACAAUUAGUAUUUCCUAAGAGUAUUUCGUAAUACUUUGAGAUACCAAAUAAACUUUAUAUAGGUAUAUUUUAUAUAAGUAUAGAGAUAUAUUAUUAUGUGAAUAAAGUAUGAAUCGCAUUUUUUUUUACGUACACGUAUAUCGAUAUCGUCGCAUGAAUUUGGACCGCUUGGCUUGGGAGUAACGAGAGACGCCGAAGCUUUCAAAACGCGGGCUGAGAGUAUCGUUCACGUGCCGCAAACGCGCUUCGUCUGUGCACUCCAUACACGCACUCUAAACACAAACAUAUACACAAACAUACACACACAAACCUUCUGAUUUAGUUUGUCGUAAAUUGUUCCCGAGAAAACAAAUGAAUUGGGGAUUCGUACGAUCCGACCCAAAUCGCGUACAUCCAAAACGAAUAAAAAUAAACGUACAUUUAAAUAAACAUGUACCUCGCAGCUGUCGAUCGUAAGUGCCAAUCCAAGUAGCUGAAUUGAAGAGUUUUGCGGUAAUGUCUAUAUAUUAAAAAAAAAAAAAACAAAACGCCUGCGUUUCUUCUUUUCAUUUUCUCAUCCGCGGGGAACGACGUAUGUCCCGCGGUGAUCGCGGUAACGCGACAUCGAGUUCGCUCAUUUGUUUCUCCAGAAUCAUUGUACUUAGUUCGCGUCGUGUGCGCGCGCGCGUGCGCGUGAAUAAACGGACAAAAAGAUAAGAAUCGUUGUGAGAAAUGCACAAGGCUCGCAGACCGACCGCGCGUCCCUUCGAAGAAGCGAGGCACGCCUAGGAGACACGACACUCCAAAUGCUUGUAACUGUAAAUCGUCAUCACGUAGAGCGUCUUGAACUAAGUACUGUUGACAGAAAUAAACAAGAAGUCUAAUUUA